Molecule: messenger RNA, 536 nt
Organism: Macrobrachium nipponense
Lineage: Eukaryota; Metazoa; Arthropoda; Malacostraca; Decapoda; Palaemonidae
Product: solute carrier family 35 member F6-like
Exons: 5
Coding region: 87-536 (149 amino acids)
Cellular component (GO): membrane; intracellular membrane-bounded organelle
Source: RefSeq, a predicted model, not a curated record
GCCCUGAAAGGAACUGUAUUUACUUGGAUACUUGCCAGACUCUCAGCAGUUAUUUUGUUCCGAUAUACGUACUUAUAUUUUCAAAGAUGGCGUGGACACAAAAACAAUUAAUGAUAGCAUUUUUGAUGGUUUUUACGGGUUCCAUAAAUACAUUAUCAACCAAAUGGGCAGACACGAUGAAAGCAAGUCACAAAAAUGGUGAAGAGGACAGUUUCAAUCAUCCGUUCUUUCAAGCAGAUGGCAUGUUCUUAGGUGAAAUAUUAUGUAUGGUGACGUUUUAUGUUCUACGUUGUAUUACUCGACGACAGAGGCAGGAACAAGUUGAAAUGUCACCAAGUAGUCAAGAGGCUGGUCAGUUUCCCAAGUAUAUAUUCUUCGUUCCAGCUAUGUGUGACAUGUUAGCCACAUCAACCAUGUAUCUGGGCUUGACCUUGACAUAUGCCAGUUCAUUUCAGAUGUUGAGAGGACCUCGAGCUCCUCCUUUUUACUGUCUUAAGGGCCCCAGUACUUGGCUUGACAACCUGAUUUAUAAAUAA